This is a messenger RNA of Nematostella vectensis (starlet sea anemone), 5355 nucleotides long. RefSeq names its product extracellular calcium-sensing receptor. Gene Ontology annotation, molecular function: adenylate cyclase inhibiting G protein-coupled glutamate receptor activity. Gene Ontology annotation, biological process: G protein-coupled glutamate receptor signaling pathway; regulation of synaptic transmission, glutamatergic. NCBI's taxonomy places the organism in Eukaryota, Metazoa, Cnidaria, Anthozoa, Actiniaria, Edwardsiidae. The transcript has a single exon. The record is from RefSeq and is a predicted model, not a curated record. Gene Ontology annotation, cellular component: membrane. Bases 1 to 3063 code for a protein of 1020 amino acids.
AUGUCUGUUCCUCGAGUACUUUCGGGUAUCUUAUGUUUCUUUAUCAUGUCUAUGUUUGAAGCUCAUGGCAGUCAAAUGAGCCGUAGACACGUCGCUGGUGACUUGAUCAUCGGAGGCUUAUUUCCUAUUCACGAGACUGGGGCAGCUGGUAAUUCAUGUGGUGGGGUUUUACCAAAAGGGUUACUACUCACGGAAGCGAUGGUAUAUGCCGUGCAUCGCGUAAACCACGAGAAAGUACUGCCUUUUAACAUGACUUUAGGGCUCGAUAUCCGAGACACUUGUAAUCUUUUGAGCAACGCAUUGAGAGCUACUCUGAAUUUCGUAGAACUAAGGAAACACAAUCAAGAGACAAACGCUAGCCAGGCAACGAACUAUUAUGGUGUAGCUAACUCAUCAAAGUCAAACUCAGGAGGUAUAGAAUCUGGCUCAUUGAUAUCUGUAUUGGGAGCUGGGAGGAGCGAGCUUUCCGUGGUUGUAAAUACAAUUCUAAGUUUGUACGACAUUCCCCAAUUGGGAUAUACAUCGAGCUCCGGUGUUCUUAGUGAUAAGUCACGCUACAAGACAUUCCUAAGAGUUGUUCCUCCCGACACGAAACAAGCGAAGACAUUGGUAAAGCUGGUUGCGCAUUUCGGCUGGAACUACAUAUCCCUGGUGUCGUCUGAUGACCAGUACGGAGGUCCCUUGAGGGAGGUGUUCAAACACGAAUCACGAUUACGCUCUGUGUGCCUGGCCCAUGAUAUCGUGUUACCAUAUCAACCAACAGCGGAAUAUAUCAAUGCAGAAGUCACGAAACUGAAAAAGGCACUCAAGGCCAAGGUCAUUGUGAUAUUUUCUUUGGAAUACGUCGCGCGUAUGGUAAUCGCUUCUGCGCAUGCUCAUAAUCUAACCGAUCGGAUCUGGAUUGCGAGCGAUUCUUGGUCCGAUGCCAUCGAGCGUUUUCAGUCGCGGUAUCCCACAAUUCUCGGUAACGCGAUAGGUAUCAUGUUCAAAUUUACACUCGUUCCAGACUUCCUGAAACACCUAUCCUUACGCAUGUCCGGACACGACGCAUGGGCGGACGGUUUACGGGGCGCUCUACGAGCUGAAGGCUUGUAUCACGUAAUCAUGUCUAAUAGCACCGACGCUAUCAGGCAAGACAAACACACGCGAACUGCACUUGCUCGAGUGAGCUACGUCAUUGACGGUGUUUAUAUGAUUGCUUAUGCCAUAAGGGAUUAUUGUUUGUCUCAAAAUACUGAUAAUAAGAACGAUAGCAGACAUGUAUGCUUGAAGAGAAUUGAGCCCAAGGUCUUGCUCAAGCUGCUUUUUGGUCAAACACGCAAAGGUUUCACAGGCGACAUAACAAUCGAUGCUAGCGGUGAUCCUAGCGGGGUCUAUGACCUCAUUGCAUCCAUACACAGUCAGCGGGGCCCUAGCUCGUGCUUUGCGUAUAAUGUCGUGGGUAGCUAUGACACGCAGAGUGAUGUUCUUACACUCAAUCACUCGCUUAUCACGUGGAACAACACUCCUAUUUCCCGCUGCAGCCAGGCCUGUCGUGCAGGGUUCUACAUCCUCCGUAAGCCGUCGGACCCUCCGUGUUGCUGGGAAUGCAGGCGUUGCCCUUUUGGGCGUGUUAGUGACACUUCUAAUGCAACAAAUUGCGAGGAUUGUCCCUCUAGUCAUUUCCCAAAUAGCGAGAAGACGCGUUGUGUGUUUGUGCCUUUGCGGUACCUGAACUGGCGCAGUCCUUGGAGCGUGGUGAUCGUCGUGUGGUCUAUACUGGCUUUUCUCCUCACCAACCUAACUAUUCUUAUGUUCAUAAAGCACCGCACCAGCCCUGUUGUGCGGGCGUGCUCGUUUGAGAUCAGCAUUGUUCUAUUGUGCACAAUCGCUUUGGGAUUCCUCAUUCCAUUUUUUGAAAUCGGGAAGGUAUCAGACGCAUCGUGCAAGACAUCCGCGUUUACUUUUGCGGUCGUUUUCGCCGCGACCCUCUCCCUGAUCCUCGCUAAAAUUAAUAGAACGGUCCUGGUGUUUACCCGUCAUUCCGGCGAGGGCUGGCUCCAUAGUCGGUACCUCAUGUCGAGCAAAGCUCACUUCGUUAGUGCGCUACUUCUGGUUUUGCUCCAGGUAGCGGCUUGCAUCGCAUGGUUCUACCAAUACCCACCACACGCUGUUAUCACCCCAGUCCUCACGGCAUCGUCUCUGCAGCGCCUUCUUUAUUGCGCCGGCAAUACCAAUGAGUGGUUCAUGUUGACCAGCGGUUUUCUGAUCCUUUUGAGUUUGAUAUGUACUGGCCUUGCGUUUCGUUCCCGGAAUUUCCCCGAGAACUACAACCACGCCAAGUUCAUAACGUACGCCAUGUUCACAUUCAAUCUGAUAUGGUUGACGUUCAUGGGCGCAUAUUUUGGUGCUCCUCAACGAGGCUUGCAUCAGCAAGUGAUUCGCUCGUUUGCGAUGAUUCUCUCCAAUCUCUGUCUGCUUGUAAUAAUGUUUGGGCCUAAACUCUAUAUCAUCCUCUUUAGACCGGAUCUCAAUAACGCAAGAACGUUCCGUAAAAUGACACUAGAGCAUAUUCUUAAAUCUUCUUCGUUAGAUCACGGAGGGAGUAGUUUAUCCAUGGCUUCAGUUCGCAGCCAAGGAAACAUGUUCGUCAUGGAUCUCGCGUGUGACCCCAAUGAGAAGGCUGUGCAGACAUUACGCGUACUGAUGCGAAAUGCCUACACACAGACGGAGGCCAAGUCCAACAAUAAGCUCUUCGCGCAGCUGUUCGCGCUACCAGGAAGAACAAGGCGAAGUGGAGCACGGGGAGGUAGGGCGUGGAGUGAGAGCGAUACAGUAGAUAAAAAUGAGAGCGAUCAAAGAACGCCAAAAGUGAAGCCUAUUAAGCAUAGCAGCAGUGCAUCUCAACUCAGCGGAAAGGCCACAAAGAGCAUGCGCGGGAACAGGAACUUGCAUGACAUUAUGGAGACUGAUUUCAGCUCGAAGAUGCUGAACGAGGCCGAGGAUGAUUGUAUAUGGCAGCAAACCAGUGCGCAUAAUCCAAGCUGUACCCCCGCUGGUAACCUACCGGAAAGCUAUGUCUGAACAUUUACAUCCUAGAGUGGAGCAGGGGUUUGAGGUCAUGACGGUUUAUCAACGCAAAACCCAUCAAAGAAUUAUUUGGAAAGUUGAUUUGUGAGAGCGCAGAUUCGCAGAGAGAUGGUCAGUUGAAGGCUUAGAAAGGCGCCUCAGGCAGCCACCAUUCAAUUCAUGUCUGACCACGGAUAUCACAGCAAGAUGCGGCUGGAAAUUUUUAAAAUUCUCUAAGGAAACAGAAUCAUUAUAUCAACCAGAAAUCUACCACUUCAAGUACCAUAUAUGUUUCAUUUUUUAAUUUUCACAGUAUUUAUAUGUUGUUUUCCCUUCAUUUUUUUCUAGCAGGCAGAUGGAAAAUGAUAUUAUACUGUGUGGUUCUAAGGUGAUAUGUUAUCAACAGCCCACUAAAAGCUUGCAUAGGAAGACAACCCACGUUAAUACUUUAAUUUAACCGUAUUCAAAGCCUUUCAAAUUCAAAUGAAAGGCGGCAGAUUGAGGAGGAAACCUUUUUGAAAUAUCAAUAGGUAAUUGAAUGAACGAGCAGGAAUAUUGUUAUAAGAAAAGGAAUUAAGCUUUACAACCGUGGCCCUCAUUUGAGCUCAUAGUAAUUUCAGGAUGUUGGAAAAAAAGAUAAUGUACUUCCGACAUUCUGUAUGUGAUUUUGUUUGCUGUGUUACGGGUUUUACCGGCGACCAAGUGGGCGGCUCCCGAAGGAUCUAGGCCAAAGACAGCUGCAGUCCACAGGGACCCCGUUAACCUUGAGAACCUUCAUUUGUUGAAACUGUCCGUGGGACGGGUCGUACACGACGAAGUACAUGGUUACCUUUACUUCCACGCAGUCCAUCCUGCCCCACAGGCAGCGGUUUUCUGAUGGCCGCUUGACCUUUGGUUGGGCCCGCUGUGCACGCUGGGAGUCAUCAGUGCUUGUCGUGUUCGGUCGACAAGAGAUCUUGUAGAAGCGAUGAGGGAGAAAGACGGCUUGCGUGGAAUAUGUCCCCGUGAAUAGUUUCUUUGUCUCAAUAUUGCGCUGCAGGGACGGUGAUGAUUCAUAAACAGUCGCUUGCUGAUCGCUUUGGCUGGGGGCGUGUACAUUUCACGGGCGUUCACUUUAUGCUCUGCUCAAAAUAUGUUUGGAAAUUUUUUUUAGUAUGGAGCGCGGUUAAAUUGGAAUUUAAUUAAGACAAGGUGGGGUCGUUUCGAACAGGGAUGAUUUACCGGGUUGUGUAACGAACAUUCGAAAAUUCUUCACUUCGAUAAAUAAGUGUGAAUCACCACAAAGGCAGCGAAAUCAAAGCUUUACGAUUAGCAAUCGCCUUUUUGCUUAUUGUGUAUUUAAUAUAUCGAAAUUCUCACUGUAACUGCAGAUAAGAGCAAUGAAGUACAGUUACACCCGAUAAUUCGACCUCCAACGAAAAUUAAAAGAAGUCCAGGCCAUCGGGCGCUCGGAUCUUCGAAUGUACGAUUAUAUUAGAUGUACUUGAAGAGAAACAAUGUCGAGAAUAGAAAACUGAUUAAGUUAUCGUGGGUUAUAUCACUGUGCUAUUUGUGGUAUCACCUCACCUAAAUCAUCCAGGUUGUACUCUUCCAUUUGUAUGUCAGGCUGCACUACAGACGAGAUAUCUUGGAUUCGUUCCGUCAUGGUGUGCUCGUGUGUAGAUGUGACGAGAAUGCCAACAGUUAAUGAUGUAAGUUGAAGACAUAGAAGCCAUACCACUAGAGUACGACCCAUCGCCGCCAUCUAACGACCAGAGAAACAGACAUUUUUAAACUACAGGUUUUUAAGAGGCUGUGUCACUAUAUACGGCUCUCUGUGUCAAUCAUAGCUAUUUCAUCCAUUUUAUUGUUGUGAAACUACAUGUCAUUGCCCUAAACGCUAUCACCUGCGUCUAUCAUAGAGUAGUCUUAGUCUAUAGAAAAUGAGGGGGAAAAAAUCAUAUUUAGGCAGUUGGCAUCUUGAGAUAUCAUGCAUCGCCAAAAGCUACUCACAUUCGAAGGCGAUCGCUUUGUCAAGACAACCCUCCUUCGUGGAUUUUUCUAACUUACUGUGCGUCUUUCAUUGCUUUGUUCGAUUUAUAUCGAUUUGGGCGUUAUUUUCCUAAAAACAAUUUGUUCCGUUCCAUUUAUGUUUAAAGUUAAGGCAAAUUAUUUUUGUUUGUGUUUGCUUUUUUACGCACUAUAGCGCUUAAUUGAGUUCCUUAUAGUAUUCAUCUUUUUAUGUUUAAAGACUUACUAUUGUUUGACACUGUAAAAGCAUCCGGUAUGCAUAUUGUCGUUUCCUAAAAAAAAUGUUUUUUUCGUGUA